CUCCACCUCGACCUUAUCGUCAUCAUCUCUUCAUCAUCAAUCAUCAUCAUCAUCAGAGACAGUAGAGUGGUGCUCCUGUCUGAAUAGAAUACAAUUGAAUCUCAGCUCCACUGAAAAUGUCGCACUCUUCGCAGUCUCUCGGCCACGUCCCGAUCGAGGAUCACUCGUUCUCCGCCGACCGCGGCACGCUCGCGCUCGCCCGCGAUAUCGGCGUCGAGCUCUACGACACCUCUGGUCCAAAGUACACGCUGCGCACGUCGCUUGCCGGCCACGACAAGACGGUGACGGCGGUUGACAUUGCGCUGCAGUCGGGCCGGAUCGUGACGUGCUCGCAGGACCGCAAUGCGCUGGUGUGGGAGCCCGCUGCGGACGGCACGUACAAGCCCACGCUUGUGCUGCUGCGCAUCAAUCGCGCGGCGACAUUUGCGCGCUGGUCGCCGGACGAGAAGAAGUUUGCGGUUGGCUCGGGUGCGCGCGCGAUCGCGGUCUGCUACUUUGAGGAGGAGAACGAUUGGUGGGUGUCGCGCCAUAUCAAGAAGCCGCUGCGCUCGACGGUGCUGUCGGUGGAGUGGCAUCCGAACUCGGUGCUGCUCGCGGCGGGCAGCACUGAUUCGCACGCGCGCGUGUUUUCCGCGUUUGUCAAGGACGUGGAUGCGAGGCCGGCGCCGACGGUGUGGGGCGAGCGGGUGCCGUUCCAGACGCUCUGCGGCGACUUUGUGUCUCCGGCCGGCGGGUGGGUGCACGACGCAGCGUUCUCGCCGUCGGGAAACGCGCUCGCGUUUGUGUCGCAUGACUCGUCGGUGACGGUGGUGUACCCGUCCGGGCCGGAGCAGCCGCCCGCUGCGAUCGUGAACAUCACGACGACGAUGCUACCGUUCAUCUCGCUCGUGUGGUUGUCUGAGAACGAGAUUGUGGCGGCGGGCCAUGACUGCCACCCGGUUGUGUUUGUGGGAUCGGACCAGCAGGGAUGGCAGCUCGACCACUCGGUGGACGACCCGCUGAAGGUGAAGAAGAGCUCUGGGAAGGAGAGCUCGGCGUUGAAUAUGUUUCGACAGAUGGAUCUGAAGGGCACGCCUACGUCUGCGUCGGAGGACUCGACGCUGCCUACGAUUCACCAGAACACGAUUACGAAACUGCGGGCAUACGCCAGCAGCGGCGGCAGAGUGACGAAGGUGUCGUCGACGGGCGUUGAUGGGAGGGUUGUGAUUUUCAGCGUGUAGAUGUAUUAAUAAUCACACAGAAUAUAUUUACAUAAACAAUGAAUAAGCAAGUUAGGGCUCAAC
This is a messenger RNA of Myxozyma melibiosi, 1283 nucleotides long. Its product is annotated as WD40-repeat-containing domain protein. The record is from RefSeq and is a predicted model, not a curated record. The transcript has 2 exons. NCBI's taxonomy places the organism in Eukaryota, Fungi, Ascomycota, Lipomycetes, Lipomycetales, Lipomycetaceae. Gene Ontology annotation, molecular function: actin filament binding. Gene Ontology annotation, cellular component: Arp2/3 protein complex; actin cytoskeleton. The coding region runs from base 117 to 1220 and encodes 367 amino acids. Gene Ontology annotation, biological process: Arp2/3 complex-mediated actin nucleation.